Molecule: messenger RNA, 1206 nt
Organism: Pestalotiopsis fici W106-1
Lineage: Eukaryota; Fungi; Ascomycota; Sordariomycetes; Amphisphaeriales; Sporocadaceae
Exons: 1
Coding region: 1-1206 (401 amino acids)
Source: RefSeq, a predicted model, not a curated record
AUGUCACACUCACCGUUGGCUCGCCACGUCGCACGCAGCUUGCUGGACAAGCGGGCGGUAUUUCUUUGUGGCUACGAGCAAACGGUUGAAGAUCACCUGAGGCAAUACUCUGAAGCUCAAAAGCAUAUCACAUCAAAAAAGGUACGAGAAAAGGCCAAAAGGGUGUGGGUGAGGGAGCGAGACAUUGCGUACUCGGCAUAUUUUCAGCUUCAACAAAGUCAACUGAAAGCCACAAAACAGUCGGGAAAAUCUGCCGAGGUGAAUCUUGAGGACCUGGCAUUGCAACCUGAUUGUAUACAGCACUCUAUCAGCCCAUCUGCCAGUAUGACUCCGCGUGAAUAUCAUCAGGCCGAUCGGCUCACAAAGUUGAGCUACGACUUCACCUGGAGAAAUAAAUUCCUGAGAGUAAGUCUUCCACAAGACAACAUUGCUGGCUUUUCUCGCUAUGAUGCAAUCAAUCCCGGCGUGGUUAUAGUGGCAGAGUCUGGUUCUCUCAAAGAACUGAGAUGCAGGCCUUCCGAUACAAUUUCUACAUCUGGCUCUUCCGACGUCCGUCCGGCGCUCGAGAGUACUAGAAGCUCGCAAAUUCCAGUCGCCCAACUGGAUGAAUCGGUCAAGGCAUUGACUGGGAGAAGAUUAAAAUUUCUAGAGAUCAAAAAGACAAAGGUCAAGGCUGGCCUUGCAAUAGUCUCUGCAUGGGAUAUGGACAUUCCGACAUUGUGGGAUAUCCGUCGACGAGUAGAGGGACUCUCGUACGAGAGAAUGCCAAAAGAUCCAUUCUUGACCGACUAUCCCGACUUGAAAAACUUCCAAGGGACAAAAUGUGGUACCACGGUGAGUAUUCCAAUGGCAUUGCGAUGCUCGCCUUAUGAGAUUUUCCAGCACCCGAUAAGUGAGCAGUUGACGUGGCAAGAAGUUUACGACAAGGCUUUAGCCGCACAGAAGAGAGAGUGCAGCGAGGAAAUUUCCAAGCUGGAUCGUCCAUUUGUAGGACCGUCCUUUACACAGAGUCCACGACGCGAGGCAUCUGUGCAUGAGGCUUUGGCUUACUGUAAGCGACGAAAGACCUUGGCUCAGCCAUUCAUCAAGGAAAGAAACAGCUAUCUCGCAGCAAGAGUGGUCAAAGAAAGGGCAAUGUCGCAGCAAUUGACCAAUGCGGUGGAAUUGGUGCUCGGGUUUGCCUCAUAUCAGAGAUCCUUUGAGUAG